AUGAGCGUCCCCAACAACUUUGAGGGUUUCCAGGCACCCAAUGCCGAGAACUAUCUCGACUUCCAAAAGGGCUCUUGGGAGCCUCGUCCUUUUGGCGACCACGAUGUUGAUAUCAAGAUUGAGUGCUGCGGUGUCUGCGCCAGUGACUUGCACACCAUCAGCGGCGAAUGGGGCGGUUGCCCGUACCCUCUGGCCGUGGGCCACGAAGUCGUGGGUAAGGUCCUGCGCGUCGGCUCCAAGGUGACGUUAGCCAAGGAGGGUGAUCGUGUCGGUGUUGGUGCCCAGGUCUACUCGUGCCUCGAAUGCCGUCAGUGCAAGAACAACAACGAGAACUACUGCCAGCACCAGAUUGACGCCUAUGGCGCCAAGUACCUGGAUACUGGCUUCACCACACAAGGUGGCUACUCGUCGCAUACUCGAAUCCACGAGUACUGGGUCUACCCCAUUCCCGAGGCAUUGUCGAGUCCCGAUGCGGCGCCAAUGCUGUGCGCCGGCAUCACGGUCUUCUCUCCACUGAAGCGAUUUGGCGCGGCACCCGGCAAGAAGGUGGGCAUUGUCGGUAUCGGUGGUCUGGGCCACUAUGGUGUCUUGUUUGCCAAGGCUCUCGGUGCUGAAGUCUGGGCCAUUUCGCGGACUCGCAGCAAGGAGGCUGAUGCACGCAAGAUGGGCGCCGAUGGCUUCAUUGCCACAAACGAAGAGGGCUGGGCCGAGCCUCACAAGAUGACCUUUGAUCUCAUCGUCAACACGGCCAGCUCGACUGACGGUUUCGCGCUCAAGGAGUACCUGAGCCUGCUCGAUAUCCAUGGCCGCUGGAACUCGGUCGGUCUGCCUGCGGGCGAGGGUGCUGCUAUUCGCAACCAGGACUUUAUCACCAACGGCUGCUUCAUUGGUACGUCGCACAUUGGUAGCCGAAGCGAAAUGCUGGAGAUGCUGCAGCUUGCCGCGGAUAAAGGCAUCAAGUCGUGGGUUGAGCAGAUUCCUCUGUCCAAGGAGGGUCUGCAGCAGGCGAUGAAGAAUAUCGAGACGAGCACUGUUCGUUACCGUACAUGCAUGGUCAACUAUGAUGAUGCUUUUGGCAACUAG
[Torrubiella] hemipterigena is the source of this 1083-nucleotide messenger RNA. The record is from the annotation of a GenBank genome assembly. Lineage: Eukaryota; Fungi; Ascomycota; Sordariomycetes; Hypocreales; Clavicipitaceae.